UUUAAACUCCACGGGAAUAUGUCCCUUGCAGGACCUUCGCGAUCCAUUCAAGCCAGCAAGUUUGGAGAGCGUGUUGAGUUUAAUCAAUUCAUAACGUCGAGAUGGAGCCGAACUCACUGAAGUGGGUGGGCUCGUCUUGCGGUUUACAUGGACCAUAUAUAUUCUAUAAAGCCUUUAAAUUUAACCGGGACGGCAAACCGAGGAUUCUGUCUCUCGGAGACUUCUUCUUCGUCAGAUGUAAACCGGAGGAUCCUAUUUGCAUAGCGGAGCUUCAGCUGCUCUGGGAAGAAAGAACAAGCAAGCAACUUUUAUCAAGCUCCAAACUUUAUUUUCUACCAGAGGAUACUCCCCAGGGACGGACAGUCAUCCACGGAGAGCACGAGGUCAUCGCAGUGUCCGAGAAGGUGGUGGUGCGGCUGGAGGACCUGGUGAAGUGGACCGUGCCCGACUUCUCGGGAUGGAGCCACUGCCUGAAGGCCGAGCCCCUCAAACCCUCCGUGCUGCGGGAGCUGGGGACCAACGGGAGGCGGGAGGCCCUCCACCGCUAUCGGGAGAGCACCCUGACCAGCGGACUCAACUUCAAGGAUGUCCAGCGGGAGCGGGCGCAGCUGGGCCAGGAGGAGGACGGGCGGAAGGUUCUGGUGCUCAGCUACCCGCAGUACUGCCGCUUCCGCUCGGUUUUGGCGCGCCUCAGGGCGCAGCCGUCCUCUCUGCUCAUCGACCACACGGUGCUGGCGCUGGGCGGCAUCGCCGCGUUGGGCGGCAGCACGAGGAUCCUGUACUGCCGGGACACCUUCGAGCAUCCGGCCCUGCUGCAGAACGAGAGCGUCUGCGACGAGUUCGCUCCUAAUCUGAAGGGGCGACCUCGGAAGAAGAAGCUGUCCAUCUCUCAGAGGAGGGACUCCCAGGGUCAGGCUCAGGGUCAGGGUUCAUCGGGGUCGACCCAGGGGUCAGCAGCUGUGGCGGCACCGGACCCCUCCAGCCCAGACUGCAGAACUGCCACCAAGGUCAAGCCUAACUGUAAAAUCGUCCCCAACGGAAAAAUCUCCUCGGCCAAACACAAGGCGCACGGCCUCAGCAGGAAAUCCUCCGCUGAGGAAAAGGAGGGAGGGAAGGAGAAGGAAAGGGAGAAGGAGGAGAGGAACGAGAGGGAGGAAAACAAAGAGGAGGAGACAUCCGAGGAGAGCCGAGCGGAGGAGCAGGCCUUCUUAGUGGAGCUCUACAAGUACAUGAAAGACAGAGACACGCCCAUAGAGAGGAUCCCCUUCCUCGGCUUCAAACAGAUCAACCUUUGGACCAUGUUUCAAGCUGCUCAGAAACUAGGAGGAUAUGAGUUAAUCACGGUCCGCAGGCAGUGGAAGCAUGUAUACGAUGAAUUGGGCGGGAACCCAAGCAGCACAAGUGCCGCCACGUGUACACGGAGACACUACGAGAGGCUCCUCCUCCCCUAUGAGCGGCACGUUAAGGGCGAGCAUGACAAGCCCCUCCCCUUGGUCAAAGCCAAGAAGCAGGAGGGCGGCCCCGAGAAGGCUUCGGGAGCCAAAGCCAAAGGAGUGGGGGCCAAGAAAUUCAAAGGCUGCAACAACCCCAAGCUGGGGAGUAAAAAGGACAGAGGGGAGGCAGCAAAGGAGCAAGAACAAUCACAGGAGUCCAGUGAGAAAGAGGAGAGCGGUGAGCCGCCCGCGACCAUAAAACAGGAGGGACCUCUGAGAGAAGAACCCAUUGUAAUAGAGGAGGAAGAGUUACACGUUACCCUAAAGAAGGAGGAGUCGUUCGCAGCGGAGCCGCCAUCUUCGCUCUGCCUCAAAGAGCCGGACUGCAGAGCCCCAAAUGCGGCCCGUUCCCUCCACGCGGGGCCACACGGCCCCCGGCCUGAGUGGAGGCAAAUCAGCGAGGCCCUCCAAGGGAAACUCUCCUGUGAACAGCAAACCGAAGCGCAUUUCAUUCCUAAAAUCCCUUACCUGCCUCACCGUUGGGAUCAGAACAGACCUCCUGGACACGUCGCUCUGCCCGAGCCCUCCUCCAGGGUCAAAGACUCCAUAGAGAGUCAUGGUGGGAGGGUGGGGAAAGUGUUGCCCAUGUGCAAGCAGACGGACACACAGUGCGUGGACUUGAGCACGGAUUCCUUUCCAGAGAAAGAAGACUACGUGGCCAUUAAGAAGGAGUCCACCCAGAACCCCACGCAGACGGCCGCCUACUGCAAAUCCAGCCAGGGGGUCAUGUCUCCUUUAGCCAAAAAGAAGCUCCUCUCCCAGGUGUGUGAGUCCAACCCUUUCUCCUUCACGUCGCCUUCCCUUCAGCCGCCACACGCCACGGCGACUUCCUCUCUCCCGGUCAUAUCAGCACCCGAAAGGGAGAACCGAAAGGGUGACGAGGAGGUGGCAGGACAGAGGCACGGCGGCGCGUCAGACAUUACCCCGGAGGUGGCGCCCAUAUUCAGGCCAUCGGUCAUCCAGCACGCGCAGAGCAGCAAGCCUCACCAACAAGCCGCCGGCGGCCCCUCGGAGAGGAGCGUCGCCGCGGAGCUCUCCGAAACGUACGGCUGCCGGAUCAGCCGUCACCUCCAGCCUCAAGUCAACCCGCCGUGGCAGCCUUACCUCCCGCAGGCCCAUGCCCAGGACGGCAUGGAGAGCGCCGGGGAGACGCUGCUCCAGGGCCCAGGUUCUCAGGCGCGGAGCUACACAGGCGACUGCUACUCCUCGCCUCACCUCCACAGUCUGUACAGGCAAACCGAGAGCUGCCUGAGCCAGGAGAGGAUGGUCGGCUUCCCCAACGGAGAUCGCCGGGAGCGCUACGUCAGAGACCACGAGGGCGGCUUCGUCUGUGGCGGCCUGCAGCAGGAGGGCUUGGCCUACCGAUCUCACUACGGUGACAGGACUCAAACACGCGUAGAGAGGAGGGAGGUGGACGACGAGCCCAGAGACUUUACAAUGUCCAAACCUCUCUCCCAGAGGGGGUCCUCCUUCUCGAAGCCCUCUUUCUGCAGUCUCCCUUAUCCCAUCAUGCACCAGGGUUUGGACUCCCACCCUAAGGCGUGCAGAGUUCCUCCCAUGACUAUCUCUCCCCCCAAACAGAACCCAGCAGAGUCAUCGCAGCCGUUCCCCAGCCCGAAAGCACCAAGCGACUCGUCCCACGCGAGCCCCGCUCGACCCGGUAAGCGGAGCCUCCUGGGACCCGAUGGCGAGGACGCCCCGGAGAGGAAGGUGCGCGUGGUGACGCCGGUCCACCCCGCCGGCUCGAUCCGACGCGGCGACCCGGAGGAGCUCAAACCGGCUGAGCCGGCCCACGGCGUUCACCUCAACAACCGGCUGCCCGAGGGCCACCCGGCCGCCUACCCUCCACACCUCUACACCGCCAUGUACCCGCCCGGCAGCCUGGUCUCCCCGGGAGACGGGCUGCAGCAGCACCCCGGCCUGCAGUACCUGAAGAGCCAGUCGGCGGUGUCUCCGCUCAUGCCGCCGCUGGCCUUCCACUCCAUGAUGCUUCACCGGCAGCUGCUGGCCGCCAGCCCCAGCCCGCACCACUUCUACAGGCACCCGGGCGGGACGGCGCUAUACGGGGACCUGCUGCACCUUUACCCUCUCUCCACCCUCCCGCCACCUCAGCUGUCCUCGGUACACCCCAGCACCAGACUGUGAGAGGGUGAUCCACGUCACCCUCCUCCUUCUUCCUCCUCCACAAACUUGUUCGGCUCGUCUCUUCUGUCUCUCUCGCUCGGGGAUCGAAAAUAAACACUGAUUAUAAAACUUAUCGCGGACUGAUGAACGCAUCGUUCAGACUGAAAAAAUUCCAUUCUCUUUUUUUAUUGGUUUGUUUGCAUUUGUUUAUAUACGUUGCACUGUUCUCUGUUUGUAUCACCACUUACUGUAUCUUUUUGUCGCGCUCGUUGUAUCCUCAUUUGCACAAUGCUGGUGUGAAUGUGCUCACAAAUCAGUUUGAGUCAGGUUGUGUGAAAAGCGCAGGGCGACUGAGAAAAAGCCAUUUGUUUACCGCAUCUGAGGGCUAAACUGCUUAAGAACACUAACAACUAACAUGACAGCGUACAUUCAAUUCUUUGUACAACCAGAGGUGCGUUCGCCUCGCAAACAAUGUUUAAGAGCUGUUUAGUGCAUUAUCACACUUUUGGCAGCGUUUACACGUCCCUGAAAGCUGAUUCCGGCUUGCUGCAGUAAACCCACCUGGACUCCUCGGCACAGACUUCAACAAUGCGGCGCUGAACAGAGUCGUGUCACAACAUUCAGAAGUGCUGUGUUUAACAUAUGUACUGGAGAGUCGGUUCAGGUUUUUGUUCGUUAUGUAUGUCAGUCCAGAUCAGACAACACAAGCACUUGUCAUGUUCAAUCUGAUGGCAAUUCCCGAAUGUUUUCUUCUUUUUUUUUUUUUUGCCAGCAAACGAGCAGCCGUUGUCAUUUUUACUCUCAGAAUUGAAAGCCUGUUUGAUCGUAAAGUCCGUUGUGAUGAGUCGACUGUAGCAGCUUGUGUUUGUCGGACCAGCAUAAUGAAGCAGCCGUCUGCUGCGGAAUGCUCACCACAAGAAAUCAGCAUUUCAUCCUUUCGUUCUUGACUUGAAAAGCUCUUAUUUAGUGAAAAGACUCACUGUAUAAUUUGAUAGGAAUGUUGUCACUUAGGAUAUUAUUGCUUUGCAAGUAUCUGUGCCUUUCGCAGUCUCUGAUUAGAGUUAGCACUACAGUUGUUAAGGUUUAUCUUCUGUAGCAGGGUAGAAAUAUCGAUAUUACAGUCACUCUUUGCUGAAAUGCAGCGCACACACUCAUACAAUCAUAUGGAACACUUGGCUUUCAGACACCAGACUUGAUACGAAAUGUAGUUAUUUCUUAAAUAGAAGCAGUUGUGCUUUAACCUUAUGGUUAGUGUUUGUGCUUAAUGACUAUUUUCCUUAACUGUGUCAGACAGUCAAUUAUAGAAAAACUGAAAAUAUUUGCUGCUAUUGACACAGGUCUGGUGUCUGUCAUCCGCAGGGCAUGUGUGCUUUAGGUGUUUUUCAGAAGUGAUGAAAAGAUACCAGACUCCAUAAAAUAUGCCGGCCAUGUUCCAUGGCCCGAGGUGAAACAACAGCUGCUUUGGCUUUUACAACCACUAUAAUUGCAAUCCGGGAAAGCCGAAAUACACAGUCGAACACGUCUGGUUUUUCAAAAGAAGAAGCUGUAAGCGUCUAUGUGUAAAGUUUAACUGAAUACUUAGAUAACGACGUUCAUUUCUGAUAAAUGACUGUACAUUGCUGUGUGUAGGUGAAAGUGGCAUUAGUGCGGACUCCUGUACAGAACAUUCAUACGGGAUCACCUCAUGACAACGCUUAUCUCUCUUGUCUUAUUUUCUGUGUAAAUAGCACUGUAGAUAGCACCGCGUGGUUAUCAUCAUAUAAACUGUUAUAAUCUGUAAAUAGUACAAAAACAGUAUAAAAGUCCGUUAUACAAUCUAGCUGUGUCCUUGUUUGCGCUGUUUCAAGGUCACGGUAAUCAUGUUAGAUUUAAACAAACACUACAAUUUAAGGAUUAGGAUACUAUUUUUUAUUUCCUGUCAUUUCACUUUUUUUUCACAUUGUUUCCAUUUAUGUGCAUCCAGAAAGUGUUUUUGAUACAGUAGCCAUCUGUUUACCAAUCACCCAGCUGGCGAGCAAGACAAAAAAAUAAAGACAUUUUUUAUGAUAUGACCUCCUGUAUAUUUAAUUAAAAUAUUUUACUAUCUA
Messenger RNA from Gasterosteus aculeatus aculeatus (three-spined stickleback), 5704 nucleotides. RefSeq names its product AT-rich interaction domain 5B (gene arid5b). Gene Ontology annotation, cellular component: nucleus. NCBI's taxonomy places the organism in Eukaryota, Metazoa, Chordata, Actinopteri, Perciformes, Gasterosteidae. Gene Ontology annotation, molecular function: transcription cis-regulatory region binding. The record is from RefSeq and is a predicted model, not a curated record. Gene Ontology annotation, biological process: regulation of transcription by RNA polymerase II.